Molecule: messenger RNA, 408 nt
Organism: Polychytrium aggregatum
Lineage: Eukaryota; Fungi; Chytridiomycota; Chytridiomycetes; Polychytriales
Exons: 1
Coding region: 94-327 (77 amino acids)
Source: RefSeq, a predicted model, not a curated record
UAUGUGCUUGUUUGGCCUAAUCCGGCAUCCGAAUACAUAUGGAACAUAUGGAGAAGGACAGCACUCGUUUUCUCUGGCAUCGGAAGCCUCGGGAUGGCACUCCUGUCGUUGUUGGAAAUCCAGCAGUUUGGUUGGCUUGGGACACUGUCUUGGUCCAUUUCCUGUGGCGACGAUCGACUGGAACUGAUGCGUAUCCCUUCCUCUGUUUCCAGGAGGCAUUUCCAAGGGCAAUCACAAUGUCGGUCUCCCUUGGCACCCGGCCAAUGCCUCACUUGCACAUCUCGUGGACAUUGCGCUGUUGCUUGCUAUAGAGAUCGAGUCGCUUGAAUCACUGUCGCAUGGGUGGCGCCUUCCGCUUGCGGGGAGCCAACUGUGCGAGGAAGCGUCCUUGAUUCAGAUCCAGAAAUG